This is a messenger RNA of Oryza sativa Japonica Group (Japanese rice), 1287 nucleotides long. NCBI's taxonomy places the organism in Eukaryota, Viridiplantae, Streptophyta, Magnoliopsida, Poales, Poaceae. The record is from RefSeq and is a predicted model, not a curated record.
GCUGGCAUGUUGACCUUCAUUUUCUGUGAAACUCUGGAUGCAGAAACAUUUAUUCAGUUUAAGGUUGCCCAUUCCAUUCCAGAGCGAGUGCGACCUGUGCACGCCGUGACCACCAAUCAGGAUAGACUUCCUUCCACGGCUGCACCUCUCGCCCACUGGACCAAACCAAACCAAAACCAUUGCCACCCCCACAACCUUCCACGUCUCGUCACAAGCCGCUUACAAAUACUCGCGUUCCAAACCACCAUUUCCCACCACAAACACCUCCAUCACCAUCACCACGGCACCACCACCUCCAAAUUCCAAUGUGUACGAGCAAACUAGAGGAGAUCACCGGCGAGUGGCCGCCGCCGGCAUUGCAGGCCGCCUCCACGACGUCGUCGUCGGAGCCGUGCCGCCGCCUCUCGCCGCCCAGCAGCAAGCGCCCCGCGGGGCGCACCAAGUUCCACGAGACCCGCCACCCGGUGUUCCGCGGCGUGCGGCGCCGCGGCCGCGCGGGGCGGUGGGUGUGCGAGGUCCGCGUGCCGGGCCGCCGCGGGUGCAGGCUCUGGCUCGGCACGUUCGACGCCGCCGACGCCGCCGCGCGCGCCCACGACGCCGCCAUGCUCGCGCUCCGCGGCCGCGCCGCCGCGUGCCUCAACUUCGCCGACUCCGCCUGGCUGCUCGCCGUGCCGCCCCCGGCCACCCUCCGCUGCGCCGCCGACGUCCAGCGCGCCGUGGCGCGGGCGCUGGAGGACUUCGAGCAGCGGGAGUCAUCAUCGUCCGUGUUCCCACUCGCCAUCGACGUCGUCGCCGAGGACGCCAUGUCCGCCACGUCCGAGCCGUCCGCCGCGAGCGACGACGACGCCGUCACCAGCAGCAGCAGCACGACCGACGCCGACGAGGAGGCAUCACCGUUCGAGCUGGACGUGGUGAGCGACAUGGGCUGGAGCCUGUACUACGCGAGCUUAGCGGAGGGCCUCCUCAUGGAGCCGCCGGCUUCCGGCGCAUCGUCCGACGACGACGACGACGCCAUCGUCGACUCAAGCGACAUCGCUGACGUGUCUCUGUGGAGCUACUAGCAUUGAAGCAGACGCGCGUCAUGCUCUUGUACAUAAAAGAGUGACUUCCUAAUUAACAGCAGCUGAGCAUGUAUGGCCUUGUAUAUAGGGUUUUUUUUUUUUUGAUCGCUGUACAUUUUUCCUACCUCUGGAAUCUUUGAUUCCUAUGUACGGUUUCCUCAUUUCGGCAUGUUUUGAGUGAUUGAGAGUGAAAUUAUAAAAAAAUGUCAUGCAUAAUCAAAGACUA